UGUAGUGGAUAACCUGAGAGAACAGUCAGGACAGUUGACCUUUCUUUAUUUUUGGCCAUAAAUCUUAAUUUUGUCAAGCGUGUUAGAAUAAUGUGGAGUUUGUGCAUGUUGCUGCUUUUAAAUGUGGUGGCCUCUCAUUGGACUCCCCUUGAAGUUACAGUUAAAUGUAAUCAGCACAAGGGGCCAACAGAGGGUUUUUAUGAGGAUAAAAUUAAUCCGUCUAUAAUAAAUGAUCUGAUCGUUGUCCCUGUGUUGCUAAGAGGACAGAGCUGCUGGACACUCAACACCAGUUGGGCCAUCAGUAUAGACAAUAGCAUCCAAUAUCUCACAGGGACUCAUUUGAUUAUAGAGUUUGAAUCUGAGUACAGCCUGGAUUGUCGCUAUCACCCACGCUUGCACACCGUCGGCCUCAGGAAUGACACACAGCAAGCGUGGUUCCAUCACCUGCAGACUGACUGCAGGUGGAUGUUAGGCAACACAAUUGACGUCACAGCCUACAAUCUUCCCGUCCCACCACAUACGUAUGGAGGAAUGGAUUAUAAAAAGGGUGUAGAAUCCCAAAUCCCUGAUCACUUGCCAGAUGAGCAGCAGAGCAGCUUCGUAUCGCCCGGUGAGGAGAGCCCUUCCAGCCCAGUUGUGAGUGGGAUGCCCUCUUCAAAGAAUUUGACAGCUGAGCCGGAGAGUUCGCUUGCAGGCCCCCUGCUGGUUUAUCUGGGCUUUGGGGCUGGCCUGCUAGCUCUGGUCUGCUUCAUCCUCUAUAAAGUUUACAAAAAAACCUCCCGCUAUGGUUUUUUGCCACUGCCUUAUACUUCCCAAGCACUUGUCUCUGUCCUGGUGAUCUACCCUCCUGAGAACCCUGUGUUCCAGAACGCAGUGGUGUCUUUGGCAGAGUUCCUGCUGAGUAGUAACUGCAGAGUGGACAUCGACCUCUGGCAGCGUGGCCUGCUGGCAGAGAUGGGCCCAAUGCGCUGGCUGGCUCAGCAAGCCGACAAGGCGGACAGAGUGCUGGUUGUCUGUCCGCCGUAUAACCACAACCCAGCCCCCUGUGCACCCCCUUCCGGGCUGGGACACUUGGCCAAUGUUCCAACUGCAGCAGCUUAUGACUUGUUUCCCCUGGUGCUGAAUAUGGUGGCCAGCCAGGCGCUAUGCCCAGGCCAGAUAGACAAGUUCUGGGUGCUGCAUCUAGGCAAAGCCCCGGAGAGCAGUGCCGUUCCUGUGGAGCUGAGGGGCUGCAGAAAGUUCUGUCUCAUGAAGGAUGUGGAGAAGCUGUGCAGGCAGCUCCACAGGCAGCGAGGCGCCAGGGGGAGGUUUACCACAGGCCUGGGGAGGCCUGGGGUUCACAAAGCACACCGUACAAAAGCCACUGACAAGCUGAGCGAAGCUGUGAGAUAUUUAGGGACUAAACCAGGCUCCUCCCAGUCGCAGUUAGGCGUCUCAGUAGAGCUGAAUCAUAUGAAGGAAAAUAUCUAAACUUUGAGCACGUUAUGGCUUACACUUGAUACAGCCCAUGCUGUAUUUUACGUAAUACUUUUGUUUCAUGUUUUAGUGAAGGUUAUAGACUGCAUGGACAGGCAGUGGUAGACAUUCAUAUACAUAGAUAAUGUCUCAGUAUUUAAGAAUUGGCAUGCAAGUGGACAAACCUUUUUCUACAAGAAGCAAUUUGACUCAAUUUGACAAUGUCUUGACAAACCCAUACACAUGGAUGAGGAAAGGGCAAGUGGCCACUUACUCGUACUUGCGUAAAUAAGGAUGUGAGGCCCUCUGGGACAUUGCUCAAAAAAGUGCUCUACAAAUACAUUGAUUUCGAGUAAAGACACCUCUAUAAUCAGAUACUUGAUAUUGGAUUCAAUUUAGAGAGUAACAUAUUUGUCAGCGUUGAACACUUGUCCUCGAUCAAAAAGUGCAGGUCGAACUCUGAGGGUACAAUUAUCUUGGCGAAAGAACUGUUUGGUGUGGUGCUGUCGUCUGGGCUUGUUCUGUAGGUCAGCUUCACCUUGCUGCUCUAAGGGAGUGGGCUGGGCGGUCUCCCUGACCUGGGCCUGUCUCCACAACAGCUAGUCAGACUGAGCCCGACCAAUAAGCAGUGCCUGAUUUAACAUUUCAAAGGCUUACUGUAAGAGAGGUCACCAAAGAGGGUUGAACAAUGUGUCUAAUAUAUGUUCAUAUAGUUGGUCACAUCAUUUUAAACCAGGAAGGCAGCAAAGAAAGUCUGAAGCCACAGUCUUCCAGUUCCAUUCAUUGCUUCCAGAGCCUUGCAGUAAUACCUGAGACAAGGUCAAGUUAAAAUAUGUGUCAGUGGUUUCGCAAUCAGCUUGGCUGCAAGAGCAAAAAGGUUGAAUAUAUAUAAUAUAAAAAGGUUGAAUAUAUAUAUAUAAUAUCUAUCACAGUUUAGUUCUAAGCAUUGUUUCGUCAAAAAGCAUGCAAGUCGUCAUCAGUCGAAAAUAACCUAAAUGAGAACGAAGGUUUACAGACUAUUGGAUGCAUUUUAACUUGUGUGACUGAGGAGCUGUAGACAUUUUGGUCACUGUUUCUUUCUUACUGCCUAAAUGGUACUAGAAUUACAGUGAAUCUCGGGAGUUUCUUGAUUUAAGGGCAUUCCUUUCUCCAGAAUAUGGAUGGAUCUCAUAGUUGGUGUCAGUACAUUAUGUUUGAUGGAAAGUUAAAAUGAUAUAAACUGAUAUUUACUUACAUCUGUAUUUUAGACAUUUGCUGUUGGCAGAACUAUUUGUAAAACGUAUUUUAUAAAUAUUUUACUUGGAAGAGAACCUCAUGAAACAUCCAUUUGUGACUCCAGUAUUUUACUUCUACCCGCAAAAAAAUAAUGUUUUGCUUUUCUUGAUUGAGUCGCAUACAUUUGUCAAUUUCAAUGUAAAACAGUUGACACGCAGCACCAAACUGGAGCACACUCAACAGAUACUUUCAAACCAAAAAAUACAUGACACAAAAUCACUACCUUCAGUCGUUUCACAACGGCCCAAUAAAAACUGUAAACAUA
Messenger RNA from Hypomesus transpacificus, 2995 nucleotides. RefSeq lists its product as uncharacterized. Bases 91 to 1470 code for a protein of 459 amino acids. Gene Ontology annotation, molecular function: interleukin-17 receptor activity. Lineage: Eukaryota; Metazoa; Chordata; Actinopteri; Osmeriformes; Osmeridae. The record is from RefSeq and is a predicted model, not a curated record. The transcript is spliced from 9 exons.